AUGCAUUCAGCUAUUAGAAAGGAUACUAUCAAGCUUGUAAAAGAUGGAGAAGGGAAGUAUUACUUCUCAUUCCAGUUUGAUUCAACAUAUAACUGUACUAUUACUAUUUUUGUGUGAUGACAGGAACUUAAGAAUGCAAAUAAUAUUCCUCUACAUUUUGUUACUGCUCCAGAUUUGCCUUGUCCCAAUCAGUAUAAAUUUUCAGCCGGAAUCGGGCAGGAUUUCCCACCAAAGGUAAAUAUCUUAAAUCCUACUGCUUAUAAAGAGCUUGACUUAACUGAAGCAAAGGAUGAUUACUUCCCUGUUGUAUUAAUGAUCGAGACUGAUUACCCUGAAGAUUAUAAAGGCAAGGCUAAAUAAAAGUUGCCAGAUAAUCUAUGGCUCUUUCAUCCUUGAAGGAUCAGACUACUCCUUUCAUUGUCUUAAAGCCAAGUUCUUGUUCAAUAAUAGAAUGUUUGACCUAGGUGAGAUCUUUGGGAUUGAGGGUGGAACUGCCAACCUGAUAAAUGAUACUAACAAAUUAUGAGUAAUUUGCUUCACCAAUGACAAGGAUACAGUCGUGCUUCCUUGAAGACACAUGUGAUUGUGCAUGGAAUGCUCCCAAAUAGUAAGGAGACAGUCUAACAACUGCCCUAUUUGUAGGACAAAGGUUUCAACCUUCAUUCAAAUCAAGGAUGAAAAUGCACCAAACCCAGAAAGCAAUGAACCAAAGUCAUUAAUGAGGAAAGCUACUAAUGAUGAAAGUGAAGAAGAAGAGGAGAGUGAAGAGGAAGUCGAAGAGAGCAAAAAUGCUCAUAGAGUUGAUGAGCCCGACCUUGAAGCUUAG
Moneuplotes crassus is the source of this 826-nucleotide messenger RNA. Lineage: Eukaryota; Ciliophora; Spirotrichea; Euplotida; Euplotidae. The record is from the annotation of a GenBank genome assembly.